GUCUGAACUUAUCGGGCUCAAAGAACUUCGAUAAAAGUCGUUUGCAAAGUUCAAUUAAACCAUGUUUAUAUGUAGACUCCCCAAAUUGUUCAAGUAUUUUUGCCUGCGAUUAAAAGAGAGCAACAAAACGAGUCCUAUUGGGUUCGCCUAAUCGAAGCUCUGCCGUACUUCUUAAGACGCAUUUUAUAGCAAUGCGCACCAGUUACAAGAAAAACAGACCCUUCGACUUCAAGCUAAUUGAUCUGGUGGAACCAAAUCCGGUGCUCUACAAGAGAUCAGGGCUCUCGAACUACGACGCCAUGAAGGCGAAAACUGAUAUUUGGGCUCGCAUAGCCGAGAUGAUGGGCUGCGAUGUGGACUUCUGCCUGAUGCGCUGGAACAAUCUGCACUAUCAGUUUCGCAAGGAGUUUCGCCGGGCGGACACCAGUGGAUCCACCUGGCCGUACUUGGAACGCCUCCGAUUUCUGGCCGAGAUACAGCCGCCCUCGAAAAUCAAAACCAAACCCAAAGUAAGGGACUCCACGGGCAAACCAGAGGCGACCAUCCAAGCAGAAACUCCUGUGCAGUUCCUGUGGGAAACCUAUGAGGAUGGGGAUGUGCCACAGCAGUCCAGUACCUUUAUCAUCGAGGAGAUCAUCGAGGAGCCUAGCGAACAGAUCAUCCAGGAGGAAAUCAUCUACGAGGAACAAGAGCCAGCUGAGAUACUCUCCCCCAGAAGCAGCUUUCUCCAGAUGGACCAAGUACUGGCCCAACUAAGGGAACCACAGAGGAGACGGGCAGAGCGGAGGAUUACAGCAUUUCUGCUCAAGUGUCAGCUGCGUGCCCUGAGUAAUCAGUCCGUGGAGGAUCUGAACAUUUAGCUUUCCGUUUACAUACUCACAACUUUAUUUUAAAAACAGAAUAUAACUAAGAUUAAACCUUGCA
Messenger RNA from Drosophila erecta, 924 nucleotides. RefSeq lists its product as uncharacterized. NCBI's taxonomy places the organism in Eukaryota, Metazoa, Arthropoda, Insecta, Diptera, Drosophilidae. Gene Ontology annotation, cellular component: nucleus; transcription regulator complex. The record is from RefSeq and is a predicted model, not a curated record. The transcript is spliced from 4 exons. Gene Ontology annotation, biological process: regulation of transcription by RNA polymerase II. Bases 192 to 860 code for a protein of 222 amino acids.